GACGCCAGAUCCAGUCUAAACCCUAUAUCAUCGUUAUCGUAUCCCCUGCUCAAGAACCACAUUGUCUGAAAAUCCAAAGCUCUCCGACUUGACGAAGACUAAGAUGCCGUCCAUAGGAGCAGUUAGAUCGGAGGGUUCCGGCGAGAUUAGGUCCGGUAGUGGUUCGACGCCUCAGAAGCGGCGAUCGAUAUCCGGUGGCCCGAUUUCUCCGCCAUCGCCGGUGAAAUGGAAAUCCCCUCGCCGAUCCAUCAAUGGUAGCCCAAAAACUCCUUCAAAAGAGAUCGAGAAAGAUUCUGAUGCUAAAGCCACAAGGUUGCAUAAGUCACCGAUGAAAAAUUUGUCAGACAGUUUUCUGGAUAAAUCCAAAUGGAAUCCAGGAGAUUCUAAGCAGAUGAGUGCCGCGAAGGAGGCCUUGCACGUGUCAACAGUGCCUUCCACUGUUGUGUGCCGUGAAGAUGAGCAGAACAGGAUUAUGGAUUUUUGUAAGGCAUGUAUAGAGCAUGAGAAAGCUGGGAGUUUAUAUGCAUGCGGAUGUCCAGGGACCGGAAAAUCCCUGUCCAUGGAAAAAGUGAGGCGAGCUCUCGUUGAUUGGGCAGGACAGGCAGGUUUUCAGCCACCUGAUUUGUUAUCCAUCAAUUGUACUUCUCUAACAAAUACUUCAGAGAUUUUCAGCAAGAUACUUGAAAAACACCAACCAAGAAAGAAAACCAAGAGCUCUACCUCCCCUUUGCAGCAUCUUCGGAACAUUUAUUCAAAAAAGCAGCAGUCAUCUGGGAUGAAGAUGAUGCUGAUAAUUGCUGAUGAAUUGGAUUAUUUGAUUACAAGAGACCGAACUGUGCUUCAUGAUCUAUUCAUGCUUACAACUUUACCAUUCUCCAGUUGCAUAUUAAUUGGAGUAUCAAAUGCUAUAGAUCUAGCAGAUCGUUUUCUUCCAAAACUUCAGUCGUUGAAUUGCAAGCCUAUGGUUGUAACUUUCCGGGCUUACUCUAAGGAUCAGAUCCUCAAGAUUCUUCAACAGAGGUUAAUGGCACUUCCUUUCCCUGUCUUUCAACCACAGGCAUUGGAACUUUGUGCAAGAAAAGUUGGAGCUGCAUCUGGAGAUAUGAGGAAAGCACUUAGUGUAUGCAGGAGUGUACUUGAGAUUGUAGAAGCAGAGCUGAGAGAAUCCAUAAAUAGCCUAAGUUUAUCAUCAGAGAAGGGAGCCUUUGAUCAGCAAACACUUCCAGCUCUUGACUCUUUAACAAAUCAGGAAAUCAAUAUUGUGAGGGUUGACCACAUGGCUACUGCUUUGUCGAAGACUUUUCGAUCACCAAUAGUAGACACUAUACAAUCUCUGCCACAGCACCAACAGAUUAUACUAUGCUCUGCUGUGAAGCUUUUCCGUGGGGGAAAGAAGGAUACAACUGUAGGGGAGCUGAAUAAAUCUUAUGUGGACAUAUGCAAAUCAGUUCUAGUCCCACCAAUUGGAAUUCUGGAACUUUCAAGUAUGUGCAGGGUGUUAAGCGACCAGGGCCUUCUUAAACUAGGUCAAGCUCGAGAAGACAAAUUGAAAAGAGUAACAUUGAAAGUAGAUGAAGCAGAUAUUGCUUUUGCAUUGCAGGGCAUUCGAUUUUUCCGGAGCUGUCUUCAGUAGUCCUGGUUAAAGAACAUCAACUCAUGAUUUAUUUUGAUGUCGGCUUCAUUUCUCAAUUCUUUGCCUACUCCAAAUUUGAAGAUCAGUUCCUUGGCAAAACUUCGAUUCUUCAAAGGUUCUGGUUUAUAAGAAACCAAACGUUUGGAUGGAUGGCAGAUCUGAAUGGAUAUCUGCCGGAUGCAAGCAAAGAGCUACUGCAGAUACUUCAAUCAUCCCCCAUAUUUUCCCGUUAAGAAAAAUAAGAUACUCUCAGAAAAAAAAGUAAAAUUUCAAAAUUUUAAACCAAUUACAAUAUGUAACAUCAAUAACAUUUUUAAUGCUGAUAGAAAGCAUUUGUAGAAUCCUUACUAUUCAAGAGCUACAAAAAAUUUUAAAAAGUGUAUAAAAUAGCACUUAAUAGUUGUGUUUUU
This is a messenger RNA of Vitis riparia (riverbank grape), 2043 nucleotides long. RefSeq names its product cell division control protein 6 homolog B. NCBI's taxonomy places the organism in Eukaryota, Viridiplantae, Streptophyta, Magnoliopsida, Vitales, Vitaceae. Gene Ontology annotation, biological process: cell division; DNA replication initiation; mitotic DNA replication checkpoint signaling. Gene Ontology annotation, cellular component: nucleus. The record is from RefSeq and is a predicted model, not a curated record. The transcript has 17 exons. Bases 104 to 1633 code for a protein of 509 amino acids. Gene Ontology annotation, molecular function: DNA replication origin binding; ATP hydrolysis activity.